GUUUAAUAUAAUUUUGCAAUUAUUAUUCAUCCCUCUGGAUUGGGUUCCUCCUCUUUUUGUCUUCGACUGUUCCAAGCUCUCCCCUUUUUGUGUUCCCUGAUUCAACCACAAUCCCAAAUCUCUCCGUUUUUUUUUUUUUGGGUUUUUAAUUCAUUUUCCUUCUCAGGAUCUUGUUUUCCGACAAAGCUUCAUCGGAUGAAUCCCACUGCAAUAAGAUUCCGCAAUUCUCUUGAAACUCGCAACUCAAAGGUACAUAGUUCCUGAAACAGAGCAAAAACAAAAAAGAAGAAGAAGAAGAAGGAGAAGCUUCGAGAGCUUAACCAUGUCGGUGUAUUAUCCAGGCUCUGUAACAUGUAACAGAGACGGCAUGCAAUCUCUGUACCAAGAACCCAUGUAUCUGAACCAACAACAAGCUUCUUCUGCCUCCGCCGCAACUUUCUCCGACAUAGUCAACGGCAACGGCGGCGGCGGAGGAAACUGUCUUGAGAUCCCUCACGCCAGCGUUCGAAACGAAAUGGUCUUUAUCCCACCGAACGGAGACGUAACAGCUCUGCAGGGUCUAAACGCAAACGUAACCGCAAACGCUGUUUCCAGCAGCGAUCUCAGUUUCCACGGAUUGUCUCUGAGCCUCGGGACACAGAUCCCAAACGCAGUCACUGUUCCUGUUCCUCCAUUUCAGUAUCAGUAUCAGAACAUGUCGAACCACUUGGGUUUUGGUCAGAAUCACAGUCUAUCUGUUAAGGAAACGUUGUCCUGUGACGUCAGUGAGAGCGGUAAGGACAAGGAGAUGUUGUUAGGACAACCUGAACACAUGCCCUCUUCCGGAUUCAGCGUCGGAUUCUACAACAAUUAUCGCUACGAGACGUCGGGUUUCGUCAGCAGCGUGUUGCGUUCUAGGUACCUUAAACCGGCGCAACAGUUGCUUGAUGAAGUGGUUAGUGUCAGAAAAGAUCUGAAACAGGUGAACAAGAACAAGAACAAAGGCCAAGACUUUAAUGGUUUAAGUGAUUCUAAGGACACAGAAAUUGGUUCUGCGAGUAAUGGAACAGCUUCUAACGUGAGCGAGUCGAACAUGAAACCGCCUGAGUUAUCCCCCUCAGAGAGACAGGACUUGCAGAGCAAGAAAAGCAAGCUUCUGUCCAUGGUGGAUGAGGUGGAUAAAAGGUACAAUCAAUAUUACCAUCAAAUGGAGGCAUUAGCUUCGUCGUUCGAGAUGGUAGCCGGGCUAAGGGCAGCAAAGCCCUACACGUCGGUUGCGCUGAACAGGAUAUCUCGCCAUUUCCGAUGCUUACGUGAUGCCAUCAAGGGCCAGAUUCAGAUUAUCAGAGGGAAACUCGGGGAGCGGGAGAAUUCAGAUGAUCAAGGAGAGAGAAUUCCACGUCUUCGGUAUUUGGAUCAGCGGCUUCGGCAACAGAGGGCUUUGCAUCAGCAGCUCGGGAUGGUCCGACCUGCUUGGAGACCCCAGAGAGGUCUGCCCGAAAAUGCUGUUACCAUCCUUCGGGCUUGGCUUUUCGAGCAUUUUCUUCACCCAUAUCCAAAGGAGUCGGAGAAAAUAAUGCUGGCGAAGCAGACAGGACUGACGAAAAGCCAGGUCGCGAACUGGUUCAUAAACGCGAGAGUUCGUCUCUGGAAACCGAUGAUCGAAGAGAUGUACAAAGAAGAGUUUGGUGAUUCGGAGAUGAACUCGAAAUCCUAUCAAGAAAACAACGUUUCCACCGGGCAAGGGCAAGACAGUUCACACGCGAUGUCUCAGUUCAAGCACGAGGACUCUCAGUCAUUUGCAGGCACCGCGACGAACUCUGCCUUCCCCGAACCGAAACCAGACGAAUCUCAGCAGAUAAACCGGUCAGAUUACGACAGUUUGAUGAACUAUAACGGGUUUAAUCUCGACGAUUACCGUUACAUCGGCCUCGGGAAUCAGCAAGACAGCAGGUUUUCCAAUCCCCAUCACUUACAUGACUUUGUUGUCUGAAAAAAAUACCACCAUUGAUGAUCUCUGGCUUCACAGUUCAAGAACUGGGCCACUGCCAGGGCAAGAACUCGAUUCUUGAAAACGCGCAAGAAGCCGCGUUUUGAAUUUUUAUAGAUAGGGGGAGGGGGUGCAUAUAUAUACAAUGUGAUGAUAUAUAUGUAGUAUAUCUCUCUGUGGCAUAUAAGGUAGAUUUUCUGAAAGUGUAGUUAUAUAUAGUUUACAUACAUUUGUAUACGUGGUGGUAAGUAAACCGAUACUGUAAUAUGUUUGUGUAUAAUAAUGUUCAUAAGGUUCAUGGUGGUAUGAAGAAAAUACUUGCAAGUGUGAACAUCUUGUUUUUUUUUUACUUUGGAAAUAAAUUUGAUAUCA
Molecule: messenger RNA, 2341 nt
Organism: Tarenaya hassleriana
Lineage: Eukaryota; Viridiplantae; Streptophyta; Magnoliopsida; Brassicales; Cleomaceae
Product: BEL1-like homeodomain protein 3
Exons: 5
Coding region: 323-1972 (549 amino acids)
Biological process (GO): regulation of transcription by RNA polymerase II
Molecular function (GO): DNA-binding transcription factor activity, RNA polymerase II-specific; RNA polymerase II cis-regulatory region sequence-specific DNA binding
Source: RefSeq, a predicted model, not a curated record